GUUCUCUAACACUGGCCAAGCUGUUAUUUAGCUCUAACUACACUCUUUCUGCAGGUGUAACCAGGUAUAAGGUGUUGCUGUCUGUGCUGACGGGAGCGUCACAUCAGAAAACACCUCAUUCAGGAAAUGGUAACAUCCAGAGGAUGCACCGAUUCCAGAGGCGUGGAUUCCCAGCACUGUUGUCUUCUUAAGGACAAAUAGGCUCUUUGCCUUUAACUCUCCUGUAGCCCACUGUGCAGAGAAAUGUAGUGCUAGCCUUCUGUUUUGUCGGCACAUAAGAAGAUGUGCCGUCUUCUUGUUUCUAAUAAUAGCCAAUCUUAUUUUUACCACACCGACGCCUUAUUGCAUUAUGGAUGCCUCUGGAAUGGUGUCCCUUCAAGAUAGCGUGGGAGUAUUUCAGUAGAGGCUGGGGCCGCGCAUCUCAGGGCUAAAUGCUCCAGCAUCAUCCCAGUCUGCCCGCCUAUAGCUGCAAGAGCAUCUCAUUUACCGGAGGCUGUUCCCGUGCCAUGCCUGUAGUCUGAGUCCAGGCUCCGGUGCACGGGGAUGCGCUUCUUUUACCCGCAGCUGAAGACUUGAUUUUCUGCAUGCCGGAUUUAAGUCCACAGGAGCGCUAUGCGGGAGUAUAAGGUGGUGGUGCUGGGCAGCGGCGGGGUGGGGAAGUCCGCCCUGACGGUCCAGUUUGUCACCGGGACAUUCAUAGAGAAGUACGACCCGACCAUUGAAGAUUUCUACAGGAAGGAGAUCGAGGUGGACUCCUCUCCGUCGGUGCUGGAGAUCCUCGACACAGCCGGCACCGAGCAGUUCGCCUCAAUGAGGGACCUCUACAUCAGGAACGGCCAAGGCUUCAUCCUGGUCUACAGUCUGGUCAAUCAGCAAAGUUUUCAGGACAUCAAGCCCAUGAGAGACCAGAUCAUCAGGGUCAAAAGGUACCAGCAGGUGCCGGUGGUGCUGGUGGGUAACAAGGUGGACCUGGAGGACGAGAGGGAAGUGUCCCCCAGCGAGGGCCAGGCGCUGGCGGAGGACUGGGGCUGCCCUUUCAUGGAGACGUCGGCCAAGAGCAAGACCAUGGUGGAUGAGCUUUUCGCCGAGAUCGUCAGGCAGAUGGACUUCUGCCCUCUGCCGGACCGGAGGGAGACCUGCUGCCCCGCCUGCAGCUUACAGUAGCAGUCGAUCAGUCUGCUGGAGGGGUGAUGGAUGGGAGGAGAGCAGAAAUUAGAAUGCAAAUUAAUUCAUGUUAGAUAGACUGAAGAUGGAGGGGUUUAAACCAAACAGCCACUCCUGCUUUCACUGUUUCUACCUGCUUUCUGUAUCUAACAGUUCAAGCCUUUGAGUUGGUUAAGAGGCAUUCUGGGAAAUGUAGGAAAUCAUGUAGCAGAAGUAGACAAAGCAGCACUCAUCACUCCUCCGACACAGGGUGGAUUUUUCCCCUAAAAGGAAAAAAAAAACAACACUUGACCUCCUGCAUCCAUCACCAUCCUCCUGAUUAGCAAGAUUGAAUUUUCGGGGUUUCCCAAAGGCAGCAUGGUGCCAAAACCAUCUAUAAAAGCCAUUGACAAAGCGGAUCAUAGUGCUAAAUGCAUUUGGGAAACCAGCCACAGGUCAAAGCAGGGAUGGCAGAGUGCUCAGCAGUUCUAUUUGUCCUGUUUUCUUUUGCUCGUGUUUUUCUUUUUGCACUUUUGGGACUUUAUGACAGUGCAAAACCAAUCACCACCAAGUAUCUGAAGGGAUGUCACCACUGUGAAGCAGUCAUACUGGAAGUUGAUUAUACAGCAGGCCCGCCUAACUAUGAAUGAAUGAACAGAUGAACGAAUGUCUAAAAAGGAAACUGCACCUUUGGGGAAAUUCAUUCAGAAGAUCCCAAAUGUUGACAUACUGUGGAUGACGUGUGCAUGAAGUUGUAAUGUCACACUGACAUUGAGUACAAUCAAUCUCACCCAAAGAGACAGCAUCGAUCAAUCAACCAACCAGUCAGUCAGUCAUCAUUAAAACGUACGGACAGUCGUCUUCACACCUUACAGAUGAUACAAAUGCCUUGUUACAUUGUAUGAAGUGAACAUCAGUGUCAGUGUGUAGUUCAUUUAUCUCAAGUCACAUCAGAUAUGUUAGUGGUUCAAUGUCUGAAACACUUAUUUUCAACAAAAAUAAAUCUUU
This is a messenger RNA of Toxotes jaculatrix (banded archerfish), 2151 nucleotides long. Its product is annotated as ras-related protein Rap-2a-like. Gene Ontology annotation, cellular component: plasma membrane. The record is from RefSeq and is a predicted model, not a curated record. The coding region runs from base 613 to 1164 and encodes 183 amino acids. The transcript is spliced from 3 exons. Lineage: Eukaryota; Metazoa; Chordata; Actinopteri; Toxotidae. Gene Ontology annotation, molecular function: GTP binding; GTPase activity; GDP binding. Gene Ontology annotation, biological process: Rap protein signal transduction; negative regulation of cell migration.